CGGAAGUGAUCUGCGCGGUGUAUUGUGGGGAGUGUGGUUCCGGUGCGGAGAAGCAGGCAGGGCCGGAGCGGACUACAAGUCCCGUCAUCCUACUACCGAGUGACAUCUGCGGAUACUGAGCCCACCCCAGAGAACCGCGCAGACCCGCCCGGCGACCGGACAACAUGAGAGAUAAACAGAAGCGCCGCAGAGAACGCACGUGGGCCGAGGCCGCCAAGAUGGUUUUGGAGAAUUACUCCGAUGCACCGAUGACCCCGAAACAGAUCCUGAAUGUGAUUGAGGCUGAAGGGCUGAAAGAGACAAAGAGCGGGUCCUCCCCUUUGGCGUGUCUGAACGCCAUGUUACAUUCCAACUCCAGGACUCGAGAAGCCAUGUUUUACAAGCUCCCGGGCCGCAUCAGCCUCUUUACUAUGAAGAAGAACGCAGUGCAGUGGUCUCGUGUGGUGUCGCUGCCUGACGAUGGAGACGCAGAGGACACCGCAGAUGAGGAGGGAAGCCAGUGGACCGAGGACAGCUCAGUGGCUGCAGCAGAAACGUCAAGCAGUGCGUCCUGUUCUCAAGAGUCACAUGUCCGAGAAACCAGGUCCCUAGUACAGAUGAAUAAGCAGAAGAGAAGAAGUGGGGUGCUGCUGCCUCGGGUUGUCCUUACACCUCUUAAAGUAAACGGGGCUCAUCUGCCCUCCACUUCAGGUUUGUCAGUUCGCCGCGUAGAAAGUGAAUCUUCCAGUAACAGUGCUUUGAGGGGCAGCCUAGCUUUUCACAGACGGUCAGCCUUAAGCGGCAACUCCACCCAUCAUCUGAGAAGCCUAAAGAACAUCUCUGCUCCAGGACAAGUGAGGAAGAAGGAGGAGGAGAUUGACUUUGAGACUCCUGGUUCCAUCCUGGUGAACACUAAUCUUCGCGCCCUGAUAAACGUGCGGAUGUUCAAUGCUCUCCCGGCGCACCUCCAGCAGCAGCUUCUACUAUUCCUCCCAGACGUGGACAGACAGGUCAGCCCAGAUGGACAGUUGCGGAUGAGCGGGAGCGCCCUGAAUAAUGAGUUUUUUGCUCACGCAUGUCAGAGGUGGAGGGAGAGGCUGGCAGAAGGUGAAUUCACUCCUGAGGCUCAGCUGCGGAUGAGGCAGGAGAUGGGGAAGGAGAAGAAAGUUGAAGACUGGAAAGAGAAGUUCUUUGAAGAUUUCUAUGGACAGAAGCUCGGGUAUUUGGAGGAGCCAGGAUCUGAUCUGGAAGAUAAGUCUUAUGAAACACCUUGCCUACAGCAAGAGAAGCCAAGAACAAAUCUAGAACCUGCUCAGAAACAGGAGGUGGUUCCUGAUGUUCACAUCAGAACUCGGAGGAGUCUUUACAGGAACACUAAAAAGAUCCAACGUAACCUUCCAGGCACUGCUGAAGUCAAAGUUACCACCUCUCCUCCCCUUCCUCUGGAGACAACGGAGUCUGAUCCUUUGGCUGUGGAGAGCAGAUUGUCCACAAGAGAUGACCUCAGCCUCCCCUCCACCUCCGAGAGAGUGCCCGAACUUCAUCCCGAGAUUACAUCGGAGCAGAAGAGGAAGACCACAGAGCCAGAAAUCUCCAGCCCCUCCCUCGAAAAGAAGCCACGGAUGGAACAGCGUCAGUCCUUUCGUAACACAAUUCAGAGUGUUCACCCCGAAAAGCCACAGCCCACCAAAGAAGAACCAAAAGUCCCACCAAUCCGGAUACAGCUUUCUCGGAUCAAACCUCCCUGGGUGGUUAAAGGUUUGCCAGCUUACCAGAUCUUCCACCGGAUCAUCCCAAACCCUGAUCCCGCUGGGUGCUGGCCUUCUCCCUGCUCGCCUGCUGACAGUCAGACCAGUGACCAUCACUCCCAAACCUCCAAUGGUGAAGGCCGAGGCAGCGGUAACCACUGCCACCACACAAGCAAAAGAAGAAGCCGGUCCAGAGGCUCCAGAAGAAGAACCAGAAAGAGAAGACAUGGAGAGAAACCAGCAAAUCGCUGCAGAACACAAUUACUGCAGGCCAUUGCCAUGAUGGCGGAGAAACAAGAAGUCCCACGGGUCAAAAUCAGCUUGGUGUCAAAUGCUGCAGGCAAUGUUUAUAAUGACCAUGGCAUGAAUGACUCACUUACCAAAGAAUGGCACCUCGAUAAUGUGAGUGUCCUAGAGGACAGCUCCCAGAAUGGCGAUAAGGAAGUUCCUAUGGCAGACAAAGAGGAGGAGAAUAUAUGUAUGAGCCAGUGUAGUGAUGAGAGGAUGUUUGCAUCCUCUAUGGAUGGCACCACAGGACAGUCCUUUGAGGGUACGCCAUGUGUUCUGGGUGACGUCUCCAACACCUUUCAGAACAGACUUAAGCAGGUCUCGUCAUGUUCAACCGAAAAGGAUUCUUCUGAAAAGAAAACUGAUGCAGCACCAGCGGACAGCACUGAGCACCAUGUACUACCUACAUCCUCUCUAGUGCAGCCACACCCGCUGGACACAACUAAAACCUUACCCACAGGACAGUUGCCCGUGCAUGUUUAUGAGCCCUCAACACCCAACACCACAUUGGACUUUGCUGGUGACCCAUGCUGUAACGGCCACCCUCACGACAAUGUUCCUUGUCCCUUGGUCAACAGCUCACUGGAGCCAAAUAAGUCUGACCUACCCUAUGGUGCUAUACAGGCAGGGUCCUUGGAGCAGACAUUAGUGUCUGCUGCUGAGAACGUUGGUUUUGAUUGUUUUAAGGGAAACCUGGCAGUUCCUUUGCCUGUUAAUGUUGUCCCCUGCACAGCUAAUGUGUUUAAAGAGGAUGAACUUCCUGAACCUGAAGCCACGGUUGGAAAUUUUUCAGCAGGUACAAAUGAUGGACAAGAAAGGUUGUACAUGCACUCCAUUUUGUCACCUGCGAAUCUGGAGGCAGGAAAGCAUGGUAGCGCUGGCCCCACCACUGAGCCAUCAUCCAGCCCUCACCCCUUUAAGGAGAUGUCCCAGGGUUGCCAGGACAGCUGUGGAGACCAUAAACAUUUGCUGUAUAACUCGGCUGGGUUUGCUGGUAAAGUCCCCUUAUUAUUGGGUAUGCCCUUCAUCCAGUUCCCAAAGGAAGUAGGGGUCUUGUCUCCCCCACAUAAGAUGGACACCUUCUUGGAGAUGUUGUCGCAGGAUGUGGCUGCCUACCAUUACUCCGCAGGGUUGUGUCUCUCCUCAAUGCCUGGGGACUGUGAGGUUACGGGCAGUGCCUCCCUCUCUCUGGAAGUCUUCUCGGGAGACGGAGGGAAGGAGCAAGUUUCACUGAGGUGUUCGUGCAGCUUCAAAGCCAUGGCCAUGUGUGAGGGUUGCGGGGCCUUCUGUCACAUCGACUGCAUAGGACCUUCCAAACUGUGUGUUUCGUGCCUUGUCAUAAGAUAAUACACUGACGGCUCUAGGGGCAGUCUUCUAGUUUAGCAAGAUUUCGUAAACCAGUGACCCUUUCAUCCGGUAGUGGGGCUACAACUUCUAGUAUGUGGCCAUGCUGAGGGUUGUAGUCCCUCCACCUUCCUGGGAAGGAGAGUGGGUUGGUGAACCCUGGUUUUUAGUGUCUGUAUUUUUCCUAAUGUUCAGAGCAACGAGAUGUUAAUAUUGUAUUAUGCUUUAUUUUGUUAGAAAUUGAAAAAAAAAAAACCUGCUGAUGAAUAUUACUCAGCUGUUAUUGUGAUACAGGCCCUAUUGAAGGGGUAGUAAUGGUCAUGAGGGGGUGCUAUGAGGUCAACAGUCUUGGCGUUUUGGGGGUAGCUCGGUUUAUAGCCACCCCCCACUAAACCCAUAAGAUUACAAUUUAAGUUCACUGCAUAGUACAUUUCACAGCUUUCUGAUAUACCUUAAUUCCAUUUCAAGCCCUUCUUGCUGUCUAUACUUCUCAUAGCUUGUUACUGUUGUAUCCAAUCUAGACACGUCUCUAGGAGCUCAACAGCCUGGACUCCGGGCUGAUGAUGUGGAUGAGGACAGGUAGAGUCCAGGCUGUUUAGCUCACCGAGGAUUGUCUAGACUGGAGGAAUUGGGUGUCUAGCCUUGCGCUGUAAGGAAUAAUGUUCCUGCAACUGACAACAAGCAGAGAUCUUAGAAAUGGUGGCGAAUCGAAACAAAAGGUCUGUUGCAAAGUUACAGAAACUUUCAUUAUGAGAGGCGGUGAUGACAUGUACAAUUCUGCAGCCCGACAGUUAAUCGAGGAACAGCCGGAGAUUCCUUCAUUCAGAACUCGGGCAAAGUUUUUCUUUAACUUAUACAGUGUUUGAGGCAAGCACUACAUCUACUGUGCAGUAUAAAAGUGCAUACCGCAGCGCAACUUUUAACCCUUCUAAUUAAUAUAAUAGCAAAUUAUUAUAGGAAGUAAAAUCUGAUGGAACAGAAGGCUACAUCAUAUAUUUACUUGGCUAGUUUUUACCGAACAUUUCACUUGCGUCUACAGCAGGGGCCGGUGGAUGCUAUGGCUGAGCGUUCACUGUACUGGUGCCCAUUGUCUUUUUACCAUUUGUACAUUACUGCCCCUUCAAGCCUUGCUCGCUCAUGGAGGAUAGAGGUGAGUCAGGGGGGUUCCCCUGCCUUCGUUUUGGUAUGGGCUGCAUGGCAGGGCUAUGGUCAGUGUUCUGGGGUGGGUUGGAGGGAGGGGGGGGGGGGGGGGGGGGGGGGGGGUUGAGGGGGGUAAUUGGGUCGUCCAUCUUUUGUAUGCAUGGACAAUAUAUCUGGAAGCAGGCAGCACUGUGUGACACAUGAACAGGUUGUAUAUACAGGAGGAGAUUUGGCUUCUGCGUUCCAGUGUUUUAUCCCUGUACUGAUUAUUAUGGUGUACACAUUUCUGGCCUAUAAUAUAAAUGUAUAUUCUGUAUAGACGGCUGUGUGUGGCUUAUUUACUGCGCUGCUUAUUCUCCUUUACGAAAACUUGAGAAGGGGCUGUGAAUGGGGGGGCCUUUAAGAUCCAAGAACACACAAGUUGCAGACUGUGAAUAUAGCUUUCAGAAGUAUGAAUAGACAGGCCAUUGGUCUGCCGUACUGCUGUCCCUCCAUAAGGAACUGGGGACCAGGCACCUCCACUCUCAGGACCUUUGGGGUCCUUGUGAUCAGACCUCAUGGUGUGUAAAGUUAAAGGGUAUGGUGGUUUUGAGAGUGGAGGCGGACUAGAACCCACCAAAGUUUGGUUUAAUCACUAGAGUAACUAGGGCCCCUUAGG
Molecule: messenger RNA, 5157 nt
Organism: Bufo bufo (common toad)
Lineage: Eukaryota; Metazoa; Chordata; Amphibia; Anura; Bufonidae
Gene: ASXL1
Product: ASXL transcriptional regulator 1
Exons: 12
Coding region: 165-3362 (1065 amino acids)
Biological process (GO): animal organ morphogenesis; positive regulation of transcription by RNA polymerase II
Cellular component (GO): PR-DUB complex
Molecular function (GO): chromatin binding; DNA binding; peroxisome proliferator activated receptor binding
Source: RefSeq, a predicted model, not a curated record